This is a messenger RNA of Daucus carota subsp. sativus, 3217 nucleotides long. RefSeq lists its product as uncharacterized. Lineage: Eukaryota; Viridiplantae; Streptophyta; Magnoliopsida; Apiales; Apiaceae. The transcript is spliced from 8 exons. The coding region runs from base 262 to 2772 and encodes 836 amino acids. The record is from RefSeq and is a predicted model, not a curated record.
AAUCAAGUUUCUCUUAUUCAUCUCGCUCCCCAGCUACUCUCUCUCUCAAUCUAAAAUCUCUCCCCUCUCUCUCUCUCUCUCUCUAUCUCUCAGACUACAUAUCUAACAACUCUGCUUUGCUUAGGUUUUUCUAUACUUAGAAGUCACAGUUUCAUUCAAACCAAACACUUCUAUGAAUUCCAAAGGAAGCGGAAUGGGUGCUUAUCAAUUUCGGAUGAUUACUGUGGUUGAGGACACUUGUCUGUUUUAGGUGUGCUAAAUAUGGCUGUGGCUGGUUUACAUAAUGUUUCUGCAAUCAGUUCUUCAUUGGGUAUAGAGGCUCAGUCUUCCUUGCCCAGAUGGUGUGCUAAUAAUGAAAAACAAAGUACCUCGCUUUUGCGAAUGUGGCGAGAGCUUGAGGGAGAUCAAAUUGCAAGUAGUUCCCAAUCACAGGUUGGAGGAAGAUCAAUGCAGGAGAAUGUGAUCGAACAUGGUUCCAGCUUAAGUAAUACUUGUUUGUCUGCUGGUAGUGGGGAUGGCAGUGUACAUAGCUUGAUAGAUUCAAAUGAAAAAGAGAAUGAACGCAUCAUAUCUCCCAGAGUAAGACAAAUUGAACAUGAUGAUACUAGAAGUUCAAGCUCGGAAUCUACUAAUUAUAGUGAAGUUGAAAGGGAGAGGCUGAGGGAAGUUUUCCGUGAAUGGCAGAACAAUGGCUUAAGGAACAACACACCUAGUGAUUCAAAUUCAAACAAUUCAACAAGGGCACAAUGGCUUGGUGAAAAGGAGUGCGAAAGGGUGAGAACUGUACGGGAGUGGGUGAAUAAGACUACACAUCAAAGAGACAGAUGUCAUGGUGGAGGCAGAGAUGGACAAGAUUCUGAAACCGGUGUUCAAAUUGAUCGGGUUCAUGAAGGACACUCUGGUGACCAAUGUGAGACUAGACCCAAAAGGACAAUCCGUAGGCUGUGCGGCAGACAGACUCUUCUUGAUCUGCUGAUGAGAGCUGAGAAGGAAAGGAGAAGAGAGCUUCAGGAUUUGUUGGAUCAUAAACAUGUAUCGGAUUUUCCCUAUCGAAACCGCAUCCAGUCACUACUUAAAGGUAGAUUUUUGCGUAACACACCAUACAAUCAGGACGAGAAACAUUCUUCUCUAGCAGCAAGUGAAUUGGGCAUAUUACGACAAAAGCAAACUGUAUCUGGUUUAAGGGAAGGAUUUCUCUCGCCCAAAUUGGAAAACUGCAUCUCAGGCCCAGUAGGCAGUUGCCAGUCUGACAGCUCAUCUCAUAGUGACAUAAGUUGUCAUAGAAAUGAACAAACUCGAGUAAAUAGUUUUCAUGAUGUUGUUCAAGAUGAGUUCUGUCACUCUGAGCCUGAUAGCGAGGAAACAGAUACCAAUAUUUCCAAAACAGAGGACUUAGAAUUUGAUGCAAGUGAGGGUUCACAUCUGCAAGAAUCUGAAGCUCUAGCAGGUGAAAGUCGUGAUGGUUUGGUUUUGGAAAGUGAGAACAGAGAGCAACAAUCAUCAACCGAUGAAUUUGAUGCAAGGAGAACAUUUGUAUCAGAAAGUUCAUGGAGGAGUACUGAUGACAGGCAGCAUGAUACUCUAGGCACUGAAAGGAGUGAACAAGGUACUCUACUAGAACCCUGUCUAUCAGUCUCUCAAGGUUAUGAUCCUACAAGCAAUGAAAGAGAUGCACCCAGUGCAUCUGGUGAUAUAGAUCAGUUAGAAGCAACCGUAAUUGAAGGUAUGAGUUGGCAAAAUAUACCUCUUGAAUUAGAAGAUUGGCAAGAUUCAGUUAUAGAAGAUGGCGACAUUGACUGGGUACAAUUAAGCAUGGGUAACUAUACUGCAUGGAGAGAGGCUAGUGAAGAUGGUAUUGAUACAAUCUCACAUGCCAGUAGCCAUCAAGAAGAGUAUGAGUUGCGCAAUGACAGCGAACAUUUUCAUUUUCAAGUUCCGCAAGACGAGUGGCAUGAAAAUGCUUCAAAUGAUGGUAGAGAUGAUUGGUCAGAUAGACCUUCUGUUGAGGAAGUUCCCGGUGUUGAUGUUUCUCAUUUCUCUGAUGACGAUAAUGGGCAGAGUCUGGAACUCAGACAACUUCAUAGCAGGAGAAGAGUCUCUAAUCUUCUCAGAAGUGAUUUUCGAGCAAGUUUGGACCGGCUGAUACAAUCAUAUGUAGAGAGGCGCAAUCAUGCUCCUCUUGGCUGGGAGGCAGACGGAGCAUCAUCCUCUCCACCUGCUGUUAUAGAGGAGCAAGAGGAACAGAUGACAGUUCAGUCAGAAGUUUUUGUGAGUACAUCACUCCCAACAGUUGUACUGCCUUCACCACAGGUCACUUCUUCACAGACUACAUGGGAGCAUAAUGCUGGCCAGCAACAAGUGAAUAGCAUUCAGCAGUCAAGAAUUGACUGGGAGAUUGUUAAUGACUUGAGGCUUGACAUGGCUAUGCUUAAUCAUAGGAUGAACAGCAUGCAGAUGAUGCUGGAAGCCUGCAUGGAUAUGCAACUUGAGUUGCAGCGUUCAGUCAGGCAGGAGGUUUCUGCUGCUCUUAAUUGGCAAUCAAGAUCAGCAGAUUCUGAACUUAAUCUGGUUCCUGAUGAAUCUAAUUUGGAACAUGUGAAGAAUGGGGUUUGCUGUAUAUGCUGUGAUGCAAAUAUAGACUCUUUAUUGUACAGGUGUGGGCACAUGUGUGCAUGCUCCAAAUGUGCACAGAAGCUGGUCGAGGGCAAAGAUAAAUGUCCAAUGUGCCGGGCACCGGUAGUUGAGGUGAUCCGUGCUUAUUCCAUACAGUAGAGUAUGGAGCAAGAGUGUGAAUAGAAGGCAUAUAAAUUAAUGUCCGAAAAAAAGAGAGAAAAACAGGAACUAAUAAAUUAAUUAAGCAAUAUACAUUACUGACAGAGGUUAGUUUCCUUUAAACACCAAGAUCUUUUAUAUUUUGCAGUGCUUUUGCAUUUGUGCAGUGUAUUCAUGCUCAUUUUCUUUUCUGUUGAUCGCAGGAUAUUACUUUAUAGGAUAAAUAAAUUGGUAAAUGGAACUUUUUAUCCAUUUAUACCAGUCAGUAUUUUCUUCUUCCCUGCAAAUUCAUACAAAAUGGGAGAUCCUGUCCAAUUCAAUAUGAAAUGACAGUCAUUUGACUUGUACGAAUUGCCUGUGAUUUGCAGUAUUUUAAAUUGUUUAUACAGGAGUACAACUACAAUUUUUAAAGGAGAGAAUGUCAUUUGAAACUGUUUGAUUGUAA